AUGGGUAAGUGGUGUAUCGUGGUGCUGGUUUUUGUUCUGGCCGUGGCCGCCGCCGGGAAUGUGCCAAACGAGGCGGCUGGUGUCAAGGACCAGAAGAACUCUCUCUCCUAUGGCGGCAUUGGUGGUUUUACUGGAAAUGGUUUCGGAGGUAUUGGUUCCGGAAUCGGCGGAUACCGCGGAUUUGGUAGCAUCGGUGGAAUUGGCCGUGUCGGAGAUGCAGGCGGCCUCCUUGGCGGUCGCGUUGGCGCCGCCGGCGUUCUUCCUCACCCUUGA
Molecule: messenger RNA, 273 nt
Organism: Neltuma alba
Lineage: Eukaryota; Viridiplantae; Streptophyta; Magnoliopsida; Fabales; Fabaceae
Product: glycine-rich cell wall structural protein 1-like
Exons: 1
Coding region: 1-273 (90 amino acids)
Source: RefSeq, a predicted model, not a curated record